This is a messenger RNA of Amphibalanus amphitrite, 2622 nucleotides long. RefSeq names its product intraflagellar transport protein 46 homolog. Lineage: Eukaryota; Metazoa; Arthropoda; Thecostraca; Balanomorpha; Balanidae. Gene Ontology annotation, biological process: intraciliary transport; cilium assembly. The transcript has 10 exons. The coding region runs from base 509 to 1996 and encodes 495 amino acids. The record is from RefSeq and is a predicted model, not a curated record. Gene Ontology annotation, cellular component: centrosome; intraciliary transport particle B; motile cilium.
AGACACUACGGCCAAUAGGGUUGAAGCGGCAUUGCUCCCCUGUGCUGCUGCGUCACCAACAACAGUGCCCAGUGGUCACCAAGCUCAUCGACUUGUGAAAAGAUUUCGGUAUUUAUGCGAAUUGCAAGGCCCUAUAUAACGAUUUAUCACCGAUUUUUGCGCUGAGUUUAUUGGUCCAUGCUCCAACUGGUAUGCUUCGUUUUUCUCAUUGUAAAAUAAGAGGAAAUUGAACUUGAACUGGAAGAGCGAAAGCCAAGGUCAAGGUGGAUGUUGAGAGCUGACUUGGUUGAGACCAAUAAUAUAAAUGAGCAAUUGACAUAAUACAUUGAUCCUACUCCAAACUUCAACUUCAAGGAAGGCGGACGAUAAAGGCUCCCCGGAGCCUGAGGAGCAGCAGGAGCCGGAUCAGGAGCCGGAACAGGAGCAGGAUCAGGAGCCCGAGGAGGCAGAGCAGCCGCUGGGGGCGGAGGGACCUGCGCCGAUCGAGCACGAGGCGGCCGCUGACAUCAUGUCAGACGAGGAGGCUGUCAUGGAGGGAAAGGAGAUGCCUGCUGACGAGGGACCUCCGGCCGACGAAGACGAGGAUGAGGACGACGUCCAGAGCGCGCGCAUUGAGGGAGCCGAUGAAGUGGACACGAUGACUCUCGAGGGCGCCGCCGAGGUGCGAAUGCCGCCAGCGUCCAGCGGGUCGCUCAAACAGCCCUUCGACUCUGAGCGCACUCGCGGCGCGCGCAGCAUGACUCUAACCCGGGACUCUGGCGCCGAGGUACUCGACGAAAACGGCACGCCAGCUCCGGAGGCGGUUCCCGAGGAGCUGCGAGACAACGUCUACGGCACGCUCAAGAUCGCCGAUGAUGGAAAUAUGACGCUGGAGGCGUACGACCGACCGGCCUCUGAGACCGAGACAGCUGAGGGAACUCCCAGUCAGCUGCGCGUGCAGGCCAUGAUGCGUGCCGAGGCGCCGCCGCAGGCCACACCGUCCUCGCUGCGGCCGCGCGGCAUGUCCAUUGAGAGGUCGCCAGAAAUGGAGGUGAACAUGCGCCAGCACCUGCCGCCCGGGCCGACCAUCUCGCCCGACCAGCAGAAGCUGCUUGACGAGCUCGGCAUGCAGGCGGGUCCCACCGGCUUCAGCAAGACCAAGGAGGUCCACAUGCUGGCCUCGGACGUCAUGAUGGAGACGAUGGAAGCCAAGCUGGGCAUCUCCUGGCGCCGCGACAUGGACCGAGAGGAGGCCAUCGACGAGGCUCGCGCCCAGUACUACGAGCAUUUCGCCGGCCAGGCCAUAUUCAAAGAAGUUGGCCUCAACGAGCCAGCAUACGAUCCGGCCGACUACGAGCAUCUCACAGUUCCUCCGGAGAUCGCCCAGAUGUUCCAGUUCAUCACUAGCUACACGCCGCAGACCAUCGACCUCGAGCACAGACUGAAGCCGUUCAUUCCCGACUUCAUCCCGGCCAUCGGAGACAUCGACGCGUUCAUCAAGGUGGAACGGCCCGACGGCAAGGCGGACUCAAUUGGUCUGUCUGUGCUGGACGAGCCGCGCGCUCAGCAGAGCGAUAAGAACGUACUGGAUCUCCAGCUGCGUGCUGUCGCCAAAACCACUACACAUAAACAGACGACUGUGGCCAGUGUGCCCAACGCCGACCGUAACCACAAGGCCGUGGAGAAGUGGAUCAAAGACAUCGGCGACCUGCACAGGUCCAAACCGGCCCCGUCCGUGCACUACAACAAGCCGAUGCCGGAUAUCGACUACCUAAUGCAGGAGUGGCCGGCCGAGUUUGAGGAGGUCCUCUCUAGCACACACCUACCGACGGCUGACCUCGACUGUGACCUGGCCACCUACGUGGAUAUCAUUUGCAGCAUCAUGGACAUUCCGGUGUACAAGUCCAAGGUGCAGUCCCUGCAUGUGCUGUUCACGCUCUACAGCGCCUUCAAGCAGUCGGGCCAUUUCGGUCAGCAGCCGGAGGCCAACCCCAACUAUCAACAGAUGACCCUGUGAGCGCCCGACUCCGCCGGCGGUAGGGAGCGCUGCUGAUCCGCCGCCCGCGCGCUGCCGUCGCGGUCUGGUUUGGUGAGUCUGUGCUCCACUGUAUAAUCCGUCCAACGCUGAGCUGAGUUCUUUCUCGCGCUCAGACUUUUCACUGGCCGUGUAUCAAUCACUACAGUGCCAGUACCACUACUGUACCACUAUUUCACUGGCCACCAUAUCAGUGCAGGCCGUGUUUGCUGUUUACUGGUCUAGUCACCGUCCAAAGGAAGAUACCAUGUGAUAGGAAGUGAAGCACUUUGAUGCUGCUGUGGUAGUGGCCAGAUCUCGAUGCGUCAACAGUCUAGUCAGUCAAUUCACGACGAAUUCGGUCAGUGCUAACGGAAAAUCAGUCGUAUGUUAUGCACCAUUUAUGACCAUAUUUGUUCACCGUGAGACUCUAACUCGUGUUCAUCUUUGUUUUUGCGCUGCAUUGUGCCCAUCGCUUCAGUUCACCAUUCGACUAGCUUACUUGAACACUGCAUUGUUGUACUGUGCAUCCGUGGCUCGGGUGUGCCUCUGGAGGUCAAUCUGUGGUUGACCUCUCACUCCGACCAUUUAUGUGUUCUCGGCCCCAAUACAAGACGGUCAGUCGGUUA